Molecule: messenger RNA, 711 nt
Organism: Perkinsus marinus ATCC 50983
Lineage: Eukaryota; Perkinsozoa; Perkinsida; Perkinsidae
Exons: 6
Coding region: 1-711 (236 amino acids)
Source: RefSeq, a predicted model, not a curated record
AUGGUCCUCCUACUACUACUCCGAAAUUCACCAUGGGAGCUUAUAACUCAUCGGACUUCAGUGCGGCGUUUUGCUGGUAGGGUUAAUAAGAAAUACCAGAAGGUGAAAAAGAAGGCCCCGCGUUAUAUCAAACCGGAGGUCUGUCGCCAAGAUGGCGAUUUCCCAGUAGUAGAUACUGUACCGGCCCUACAGGAUAGACAGUUGAAGCCUCAUUAUUACCGACCGAAGGCAGUGGAACGUCGAGGGAAGAGCCCUCUAGUGCAUGCUAAAGAAGCUAAAGGUACAGUAGCGCCACGAAUACCCAAGUUGAGACGAUUGCCGAAUCCUUUCGAGCCGCUGCAAAAAAAUCCUAAAGGGUGGAGUGCAGAUUAUUACGCAAAGUACUUUAAGGAUCGGGAAAGAGGCUUGGAUGGUAACAAGAAUCUGGUUAACAAGAUAAUAGCUGAGCACGCGGACAAGUUGGGCACGCCUUCAGAAAACGGCGAAGAUAGUGCCGAUUUUGAAAGGAAGAAAUUGAAGAGAAAGAAACUCGUGCGUGCCAGAGAUUACUGGUACGAAAAGGAUUAUCGUUCUUCUGACCCUCUGGCGGUUCCAUUUAUGUGUACGAAGGAGCUCAAGCGGAACAUGCUCAACGAGGCAGGGUUACGUUUAGCCUUGAGGAAUGAUAUUCUUCAGAGUUUGAUAACAAUGGGGAAAAUGUUGCUAAUGUGA